GGGAGAGCGGGGCCGGGCCGGGGGCGCUUCCUCCCGGGAGGGCGCCUGGAGCGGAUCCCGGCCCGUGCCCGCCUUCAGAGCCGCCUUCCCACCGGCCGUGCUGGGAGGCGGUUGGUGGCGGGGCCACGGGACGGGAGGGCGGUGUGAAAUCGCACGGCUGUGUAGGCAUUCUAUCAUACUACUUAGAAGAGCACGUGGAAUAAAAGAUUAUUAAAAGAAGCAGUAGAGCAGCUUGACCUAUUACAGAACCAUGGUUCGGCUAACAAUGGACCUAAUUGCUAAAAAUGCUGGUCACAAGAAUCGUAGUGAAGAAGACUUUGAACAAUAUCUGCAAAAAAUAACUCAUCUGAAUUUGUCAGAUAAAAAUAUAGAUUCAAUUGAUGACCUCUCUUUCUGUAAAAAUCUGAGAGUUCUAUAUUUAUAUGAUAACCAAAUCAACCAAAUACAGAACUUGGACUUUGCUUCAAAUAUAACGCACCUUUACCUUCAGAACAAUCGUAUUUCAAGUAUAGAAAAUCUCUCGUUGCUGAAAAAACUUGAAAAACUGUAUUUAGGAGGCAACUAUAUCACUAUAGUGGAGGGUUUGGAUAAAAUAGGAGAACUAAGGGAGCUACAUAUUGAAAGUCAACAUCUCCCUCUUGGUGAAAAGCUUCUGUUUGAUCCAGUAUCUCUUAACUCCCUGGCAAAAUCUUUGUCUGUAUUGAAUAUCAGCAAUAACAACAUUGAUGAAUUAGAAGAACUGGCAGUUUUGGAAAAUCUUUCUUACCUUAAAGCAGUCGACAAUCGACUUAAACAUAUGAAGGAUUUGGAGGUUGCAUUAAAAAAAUGGACAAAGCUACGCAGAAUGGAUCUUACAGGAAACCCCAUCUGUCAAAAACCGAAGUACAAGGAUAGGAUUAUAGUACAGUCACCGACUUUAGAAUCCCUCGACGGGAAAGAAAUUCAAGAAAUGGAAAGACGUUUCUUAAUAAAUUGGAAAGCCUCCAGAGCUGCCAGGAAAAAAAACAAUGAAAGAAUGACAGAUGAACAUGCAGCCUAUGUACAAUUUUCUGACUCUGAAACACCUCAUCUUGCUCUUCCUUUUAACCACAGUCACUCUGUGAAAGAAAAAGCAGAUUUUUUAGAUUUGGCUCACAAGCAGAAAGUUGAAAGAAAACCUGCGCCAAGAAUCCGUGAAAGGAGAAGUCAGAUGAAAACUCGGGUGUGUUUCUCAAACGUCUUCCUUCUAGUUAUGUUGGUUGUUGCUUGUAAGCUCUUGCUGAAUCAAUUGGAAAAUGAGUACAGGAAGAUAGAAUUUAAUCAGAAAUAUUUUUUUUUAACCAUGUUAUAUUUAUUGUCUUUAUUUCUUUGAAAGACAAGAUAAUAGAUUUCAGUUUUUGGUUACAAAUCAGUGAACUAGCUAAUAGUAGUAACUUUAAUGUUACUGGUUUCUGUCCUAUGCAUUUAACUGUAAUCAUUUUCCACAAAGGUAAAAUAAUAUUGAAGUUAAUUCUCUGAAGUAAGUUAAGGUGUGAAGACCAUUGGUGAAGUGUGAUGCUGUGGACAGAAUCAACUGGAUAAUGAGAAACAAUCAGUUUUCAUCAUUGCAGCUUAUUUCUAACAGCCAUGCUCCAGUUUCCCCUGUGGCAAUAGUAUAGUUAGAUAUUUGGGACCUAAUAUCACUCCUUCCAGAUUUUUAAUGCUAUUUUUAACCUAACAGUUUUAUUAUUUUUCAGCUGAAAGAGUCAACAACAAAAAAAUCAUCAUUUAUAUAAUGCUGUAGAUUAAAUAAAUACAUGCAACUGACAUGGGUAUUCUUUUGUAAUUAGUAAAUGUAGUGUUCUAUUUUACAUUCAAGUUAGAAUUUAUUAGUAUGUUUGACAAUAUCACUGAGCAACAUUUAAUGCUAUUUUAUUUUUGACAACUUACCACUUUCCAUUCCAUGAGUUUUGUUUCUUUUGAUUAUUUGUUCUGAUUAAAAAUAGCUGCCUUUCCAUUGAGAAGGGAAGAAUUGCAAAUCACAAAGGUGCUCUCUUUCAAAUAAUAAUUUUAGUUCAUCACAUGACAAUGGAUAUAUUCUGUCCUAAAAAAGAAACUGAAUUUGUCAUAUAUGUGCCCAUUAUUGUACUUUUUUCUUUCUCAGAAAGCACAAAACAGUGGAGCAGUUAAGAACUACAGGAACAAUGUACUUGUUAUUAUAAAAAGUAAUACUGCUAGUGCCUAGUGUAGUAGUAUACUAUUAUUUUCCAGUGAAUAGUACAGGCUUCUGAAAUUUAGAGAGAUACAGAUUACAGAUACUCAUGAGAUACAGAUACUCAUGCCAUAUAAAUACGUUUGGGGUUUUUUUAAAUUCUAUUUUAAGACACGUUUGUCCACAUGCUCAGUGUUGUGUCAGCUUGCAUGGCAUCUCUGUUAGCAUCCUGUCUUUAGGGCCAGGCUGAGUAAAACUGUGCUUUCCAUUUCGUAUUCCCCUUAGUCCUAAAAUAGGAUGGAACAUGCGUGUACAACAUCUUUUCUCCUGUAAGACCUUCUGCUAUUCCCUUUGAGACAAAGCAUUCUGAUUCUGUUUUACAGUGGUAAAAAGCUGUCCAAUUGUUGAACUUCUUUGCUUGGCAAAUAUUUUCUCCCUAUUAAAAAUCUGGUCUACAAUCACAGCUCUGUUGAAAUCCCUUUUGACCCUAGAAAGGUAAAGAGAACAUCUUCCAUACUUGAUUGAAAUAAAAUGGCUACAUUUUUAUUAAUUUACAUUUGUAAAUUAAAUAAUUUAAGUGAUUUUUUUUUACUGUUAGUCUAGAAGAUUUUUGUCUGAUUUCACAAAAAGGUUAGAAGAAACUGCAGUCAGAUGACAUGCAUUUAAUAUUUACUAAAACCUGUAAGUGGGACUUUUAUCUUAGACGCUGAAGGUUCAGUAUUGUAAGGUUACCUUACAAUUUCAUGUGUAAUCACUGAUCCUGAGAUGUAUUCUAAUCUGUCUAGUAGAAGAAUUCCAUAGAAACCAAAGAGUCUUGGGAGUUAAAGGUUUAUGAAUUCUUUAGAACUUCUAUUGGAAAAAAAACCCAGAACCUCAAAAAAUAGAAAUACUCAUUCUCAGAUCUUAUGCAGAUACAAAAAAAAUGGCAAAUCAUAGUAUUCCCUUGCCAGAUCCAUUAAUUAGGGAUAUAUAUGAGUGUGCCCACAAGUAAAGGAAGGCAAUUUUUUCAAACCGAACAAAUACCUGUAUUGUUUAAUUGAAAUUCAGUAUUGAACCAAAGAAAUUAGUGGGUUUUAAUCCUAACCUCUGUGUUAGUCAAAUAAAUUAUUCCAACAGAUGUUUCCUCUUUCCCUAUACAUAUUAGGUGAUGUUUGACCUUGGCAACUGAAAAACAGGCAUUAAAUACCUUUUUAACCUACAUCUGAGAUCCACUGAGGAUUGCAUGCAGCUUGAACAAUGAAAAAAGCCACUUAUUACUAGAUUACUGAAAUAUGUCAUUAAUCUUUCCUUUUUGAUGAUAUAAAAACAAUAGCAAUUUUAUAUUGAAUUUUAAGUUAGUUUUGGACAUUCAGAGAAAAUUAUGGAUAUUGGCAGGAAGUAAUUAAAAGAAACCAAAUCACUUAACUAUUUUAAAGAUACCUAAUACCUUCCAAUGGGAUACACCAUUAUUAAUGCUCCCAGAGCAGAGAAGUUGUUGAAAUUUUGAUGUUGUAAACUUAAUCUGUAACCAGCAGUUUCUGCCCACAUUGCCUUACUCAUGGAAUUGAAUAUUUUGGUUGGUAUUCAUAGCAGUUCAGAAUGUGGUGGGAAAGUCACCUUUUGUUUCUCCAUUGUAUGUUAUGGGAUUAGCAAUAUGGAAAUAUUUUUAAAUUAUACAAUCAGCAUGAAAUAAAUACUCUGGAUUGUGCCAACUAAUCAUGAGCCACUUUUCUGCCACAUGCACAGCAUGAAUAUUUCAAAUUCUAGUCCAAAAGGAAGGAACUUGUAGUGAAUGUUAGUUUUUCCUCUUAGGCAGAUGCUUAUAUGAACAUUGUGUUUAAUUAGUUAAAUAUUUAUAAAUGUCCUCUGUUGCGGUGGUGUGAAAUCUACACAGGAUAAUGUAUAUUUGGUAACAGGUAGGAAUGUGCCUGUUCUGCAUGUAUACUGGGCUUUUGUUUAUAUGAAUCUAACUAGCAUUAUAAUAAAUAGAAUUAUUAAGGCAUAUUAUAUGAAAGGUUUUUGGGGAGAAAUGAUACUGAGACUGUAAUGAUAUAUACCCAAAACAUAAGCUUUGCAAUCAUACACUCCACAUUACAGAAUAUAGCUCUCUCAUUUGAGAGGGACAGGGAAAUACAUUACCUCUGGGUGACCUAAUUCUUGUUCACUUACUGAAUAUCAAUUUCAGCAAACAUCUGAAAAUUCAAAAAUAAAAAAUAUUUUCAGUCUUAGCUGCAGGAGAAGGAGAAAUACAGAUUUAAGAUCUAAACCAGUGCAGUUUUAGCUGCAAACCUUUGAGUUGGUUUUAGUAGCUGAAGAGCUUGCAAGCACUCCAAAUGUAUUCAGAAUUAGGUGCAUUAAAUACUUAGAGAUACCAGCUGGAGCACUUUGCCAGAGCUGAGAGCAUGCUUGGAACAGACAUGGAGUACCUUUUCCAGCAGUCUGUCUCACUGCCUUUCCUUGGUGAUGGUGUUGAAGGAAAAAUGUAAACAUCUUCUUAGUGAGGUCUAGAAAGUAUCAAUCAGCAUUUAGCGCUGAAGGCUGUGGAAGAGAAAUGUAAGGAAUUUACUUGCUGUUGAAUUGUUGAGCCAUGACAUAGGAUAUGAAAGGAGUCACCACAAUGCUAGAUAAAGUGUAAGGAUAAAGAGAUAAAGUGAAGUUCUGAAGUUAAAUAGGGUUGCUGAAGCAGAGCCAUUUGAAUGAAGGUCAGAUAUUAGCAGUUUCUGGUUACUGUGGGUAGGGUCUUACCAUGUAAGGUCUCAGCAGCAAUUCAGCCAGUUUUAGUGUUUAGUUCCCUUUUUUUUUUUUUCUUUGAGAAUAUGCACUACCUGUAAAGGUAAGUACUUUUGCAGAGACAUAAUUAAUAUUAUAGUAAUCUGCACUCCAGUGGUAUUUUUAGUAUCUAUGUUUACAGCCUUGCUGAAUAUGGUGCUGGAUGAUUCUCCCCAUGAUCUUUCAUACUCUAUUCAGAAGGAACAGAGUAACUGUCAUCACAAACAUACAAGACACAAACAAUUUCAUUGUCUUAUUUCAGCAGUGGUUAUUAAAAAAAAAAAUAAAAAAGAAAGAAGUAGGUCUACUAUAUACCAAAUCUGUAGUACUUAACACUGCCAUGUCAUCUAGUGUUCUAAAGGCAGUGAUAAAAGGCAUCCCUUUUUCCCUGUGCCCUGCCUCCCCACUCCAGUUCUCUGUGCUGCUGCCUGUGCCCAAAGCUGAGAAGGAGUAAAGAUCCAAACAACACUGGCAGAACACAUGCACUGAUAGACCUCCUGUGCCCUUGAAAAGAGUAAAUUCUUUUCAAACCGUGGGCAGCGAGCACAUCUGCUGAUGAGCAGAUUGCCAGCUAGACUAUGCAUAGGAGUAUGCAUACUCCUACAUGUCUGGCUGACCAGAUAGAGCAUAGACACAUUCUUGAUGGGCAAUCUGGUGGGAGCACAUUUGCUUGCAGUAGUCUGCUCCCUCUUCCAGGAGAUAGGGGCUGUUUCCCAGAUAUUUAGAAGACCAAAUGGCACAUAUGGCUUGUCAGCCAGUAGGUGAUCAGCAACUUAUCAGGGCACAUCUGGGGCUGCAGGCUGUCAGAUGCUCUCAAGAACAUUGAAACCCAGACUGUCUGAAACUUUCUACAUAAAAUACAUAAAUAUUUAGAAUGCUUUAGGUUGGAAGAUCAUUGAGUCCAACUGUAAGUCAGUAACAUCUUAAACAGAAUGCAGAAUGAGGGGGGACUAUGUAGUGAUUAUGGUGUGAGUUGCAUCUUGUAACUUGGUCCAUCAAAACUGUGUCAGGAAUGAAAUACUAUUUUAGGAUGGUAAACAAAAAGCAAACUCAGAUCUUUGCCUAUUUAUUUUUCAGGUAUUACAUGUUCACUCUAAUAGUUACUAGAUAAAUGAAACAUUCGGUAUGCAGUAUUUAUUUGUUUCCUAUUCGUAGAUCUUUGUUGUCACUACUUUUAGAGUACUGUUGAGAUAAAACUUCAACCAUUGCACAUUUUUCAUUGUGUAACUGACAAAAUUACAAAUAUCACUUUAAUGACACAAAUAUUAAUCUUAUUAGCAAACUGUUAAAGAAGUAAUACUGUGUUUUUAGGUUUUUAAAAUACAUAACUGAAUGGGAGUUUGAAAAAGUUUGAGGUUAAAUUUGAGGUUAAUUUGAGGUUAAAGACUGCUGCUUGAAUAGGAAUAUAUAAAUAAAUUCUGUAAUUUCAGUAUAAUUCUGUUGAAGUCAGUUCCAAUAAUCUAAUUUACUGCAAUGAUAUAAACACUCUUUCAA
Parus major (Great Tit) is the source of this 6412-nucleotide messenger RNA. RefSeq names its product protein phosphatase 1 regulatory subunit 42 (gene PPP1R42). Lineage: Eukaryota; Metazoa; Chordata; Aves; Passeriformes; Paridae. Gene Ontology annotation, molecular function: protein binding. The coding region runs from base 251 to 1351 and encodes 366 amino acids. The transcript has 8 exons. The record is from RefSeq and is a predicted model, not a curated record.